This is a messenger RNA of Blastocystis hominis, 774 nucleotides long. RefSeq lists its product as hypothetical. Gene Ontology annotation, molecular function: acyltransferase activity, transferring groups other than amino-acyl groups. The record is from RefSeq and is a predicted model, not a curated record. NCBI's taxonomy places the organism in Eukaryota, Bigyra, Opalinata, Blastocystidae. The transcript is spliced from 3 exons. The coding region runs from base 1 to 774 and encodes 257 amino acids.
AUGGGAGACAAGUCUGUAUAUGAUGAAACGCGUGAUCGAAGAGGAUUUCGCGAAAGAAUCAUGGAUUGCAUAACAAUGCGUGAAGAGAGAGCUACGAGUCCUGUUCCAGAAACAGAUGAGGACCGUAGUAACGAGGCUAGCAUUGGCUUAUGUCUUCGUGAGUUAUCACGAAGUCCUCUUUCGGUCGUUUGGAACCAAUACCGCAAUAAAAAGUGGCUGGAACAUCCAAGAUUACCGCCCUUGGAAGAGCUGGAAGCUAAACUUGUUGAGAUCGUUCCUUCCUACAGCGCAUUCUUUACAACGGGGAAAAAAUCAAUAGUGAAUUGCGCGUUUGUUCCUCUUUUUCCUUAUGAGUUCCGUCAUUUACAAGAUACAAUUCGCCGUGGCGAUGUUUCUCGGCGAAGUCUUCACUUCCGUUUUAAUCGACCUCUCGACUCUGUAAGCGACAGUCUCCUUCAAUAUUUAACAAAUGUUGAUAUGUGCGAUCAUAUGGCCGUGUGCUGCAAUGUAUUCGAAAAUGGCGAAUGGCGAACGAUAGCCACCGCUCGUGUGAUUCGCGAGCACGACCAGCCGGACUGGGCCGAGUGGGCCGCUAUUGUUGCGGACCCGUAUCACUGUAAUACCAUCGGCUCCUGCCUUCUUUAUUACAUUUCUCAGGUAGCUUUUAACGCGGGAAUUCACACGCUUUAUGCAGUGGUAAAUCCUGCGAAUGCUCCCGUUCUGCAUUGGAUGAAGAAGCUGGGAGCGAAGCUGGUUGUGCGCCAGAAUGUGUAG